UCUGAGUCUGACAGCUGCACAACAUGGAGGACUCGAGCAAACAGAGCUCAAUUAACCAACUUCACGAGCAAAUUCGCUUGUUGACUGACGAAAAUGUACAGCUGCAUGAGCGAAAUAAACAGCUGGUUAGUAAGCUUGACUCGGCCCAAAACAAACUGGGUCAACAAGCUGCCUCAAAGAGUGACUUGUCAGUCAAGCUGGUCCAGUGUGAGGAAGACAAACUGAAGAUCUCAAAAGACCUUGUGGAUGUGCAGAUUGAGGCCAAUAAAAUGAGAGAGCAGUACGAAGCUGAGAUCUUUGAAUUAAAAAACAUGGUUUUAUGUCAUGAAGGAACUGCCUCGUCUCUUCAGGCAGAACGUGAUCGGCUCAGACAGGAAGUGUCCGCAGCAUCGACACGUUUAGAAAUCUCUGAGCGAAAUGAGCAUGACCUGGCCGAAGAGUUCACAGUCGUAAAGAGGAACUUCCUAUCUCUGAGAGAUGCUUAUGAACGAGAACGAACACAGUCUGAAGAGCUCAGUUCCGAGCUGCUGGCCCUCGCGCGCACACACGACACACUCUUGCAGGAGAGAGAACGCACACACAGACACACACUGGAGCUAGAGAGGGUUCGAGCGCUGCUGAGCAGAGCAUCACAGAACAGAGUCAAGCCAGAGGAGUUUGAACAGAGCAAGAGCACACUGGGGGAAAAUGGAGUUCAGAAUAAGCUGAGAGAGGAGCUGGAAAAACUCAGGAAGAGCUACGAGGAGCAGCAGCGACGGCUAGAGGACAAAGUAGUGGCCAUGGGGAGGGAACAACAGGAGAAUAAGAGAGCCAUUCAAAACACCCGACUCCAGCUUUCCCAGCAGUCUACGACACUGAUUUUGUCUCAGCAGCAGCUGAAAGAGGCUGAAAAUGAGGUUUCUAAACUGCAGAACCACCUGAAGGAGCUCAAUAGAGAGUACAGGGCGCGACUCAAACACUAUAUUCAGGACAUAACAGAGUGUGUAUCAGCAGCCGGCAAUGUUGAUUUAGGACAGAAGUUGAAGGGAUUUGUUGAAUCCAUGCUGGAGGAGAUGAAAACAUCAUACCGCUCCAGAGAAGAGCAGCUCACCAAAGCUGUCAGGACGUACCGCAAACGCAUACAGGGGCUGAGCAAUGCACAUCAACAGCUACUCAUUGCUUACAGAAUGCAACGUGAGCAGAUCCUGGCACUCCCUGAACACGCUUUAGAUGCCGGACCCCCUGAGGCCCAGUUCAGUCCCGCGGGGCCCGAACUGAGUGGUGAAACCGAGAGAGAGAUACAUAGACUGAGAGAGGACAAAGCCCGCCUGGAGAGCCAACUGAAACUGGCUCGAGAACAGAUGGCUGUGUUGUCAGAGUCUUCUCAGAAGACUGAAUUAACCCAAGAAGCCUGGGCAGAUGUUAAAAGGCAGAUCAGAGAAAUAACAAACUCCACACAGGAAGCUCAAGAGAGAGAGAGGAUUCAGCUUUUAACCAGAGCUACGGUUGCAGAGGAGCAGCUGUGUGAGCUGAAGGAGUAUGUGGACAAUCACCUGGGCAGGUAUAAACUGGAGAUAAUACGGCUGCGGAGGCUGCUGACAUCACAGGAGGGAAGGUCAAAUAGUGCAAGAGUUAAUAAUCCACGCCCACUCCACCAGACGCUCAAACACAGCAGCAAUGAAAUAUGAUGUUGCAGUUUAUAAGCUCCACCCAUUCCACUAGUAUUUAAAUGUAGCUUCAGUCACACACACACACACUCCAGUAGUCAGCGGUAAUGACGUAUAGUGUAACAGUCCAUAAGCCCCGCCCACUUUUUUAAAUCACUCAAAACAGCAGUUGUGAAACAUAUAGUGCAGCACUCCAUAAGCUCCGCCCUCUUUACUAGUUAAUGAGUCACGCCCACUACACUAGUCAGCAGAAAUUAAAUAUAGCGUUGCAAUGCAUAAGCCCCGCCCACUUUACCAGUAUUUAAAUAAAAACUCAAGUGUCACCCACUCCACUAGUCAGCGGGAAUGAAAUAGCGCAUAAGCCCCGCCACUUUUCUAGUCACUCAUGACAGCAGUUUUGAAUACAGUGCAGGAGUCCAUAAGCCCCGCCCACUUCACUAGUGUUUAAUUGUAGCUUGAGUCACCCACUCCACUAGUCAUCAGAAAUUAAAUAGCCCCGCCUACUCCACUACAUAAUCAGUCACACCCACUACUCUAAUCAACAGGAAAUAGAGUAUAAUGUAAGUCCAUAAGCCCCACCUACUUUACUAGUAAUAAUAGUUAUGAAAGUACUGCAGUAGUUCUAAAGCUCCGCCCUCUCCACUAGUAAAUAAUGAGGCACGCCCACUACACUAGUCAGCAGGAAUGAAAUAGUGUUGCAAUGCAGAAGCUCCGCCCAUAUCACUAGAAGAUAAAUACACCUUGAGUCACACCCACUCCACUAGUCAGCAGUAAAGUGAAACAGUCCAUAAGCUCCGCCCACUUUUACAGUCACUCAAGACUAUUGAAUAUAGUGCAGCAGUCCAUAAGCUCCACCCUCUUCACUAGUAAACGAGGCACGCCCACUGCAGUAGUCAGCAGUAAUGAAAUGUAGUGUUGCAUAGCAUAAACCCUACCCACUCCACUAGAAGAUAAAUGUAGUUUGAUACACAACCACUCCACUAGUUAGUAGGAAUAAAGUCAAGUGUAAUAGUCCAUAAGCCCCGCCCACUUUUCCAGUCACCCAUGACAGCAGAUUUGAAUAUAUUGCAGCAGUUCAUAAGCUCCGCUCACGCCACUUGUAAAUUCAGUCACGCCCACUACACUAGUCAGCAGGAAUGAAAUAUAAUGCAAGUCCAUAAUCCCCACCCACUCCACUAGUAUUUAAAUAUUGCUUAAGUCACACGUACUCCAAAAAUCAGCCAAAAUGACUCUAUAAGCCCCGCCCACUUUUUCAGUCACUCAUGACAGCAGUUUUAAAUAGUGCAGCUGUCCUUAAGCUCCACCCACUCCUUUAGUAAAUAAUGAGUCAUGCCUACGACACUAGUCAGCAUGAAUGAAAUCUGCAUAAGCCCCGCCUUUUCAGUCACUCAAUACAGCAGUUAUGGAAUGUACAACGCAGAUGUUCAUAAGCCCCGCCCACUCCACAAAUCAGUCAUAACAUCGGCUUCUAAAAUAUAGUACAGAAGCCCCGCCCACUGUCAAUCAGUCAACAACAUUUAUAAGUGUAUUACUCAAGCUCCGCCUUCUCUACAAAUCAAUCAACCAAGGAUAUAAACAACUGAGACUGCUAAUGUGACAUUUGUGGAGCCGGGCCGGCAGAAACAUGACUCAAGUCUCAGGUUCCGCUCAGAGUUAGAAACCAUAAUGGAGUGUAAUGAGCUUUUUACGUCUAAUUAAAACAGCAUUAGUUAAUCAAUGAGUGUGUUUACGUGUACAAUCUUACAGCAGAUAACAUGAUGUGCAAUUUUAUAAGUGGUCUAAGCAAAAUCUUUAUCAAGUGGAUUGUUUUGCCUGUUAAAAUGUCAUUUUUUUAGCACAGAAACACCUUUAGCAUGAGUUUAAUUGCAGUUGUUUAUUGAUUUCAAUGUUUGAAGCCAUGUUUGUUGUACAUGUAAACACUCAUCAAUGCUGUCAUUUGCAUUUUUUUGUGCAUUUUUUUUCUUACUUUUAAUCUUAAACUCAAUCUAUUUUACUCUAAGUAGCCUAGUAAUUUGGAUUUUCACCUAAUUGCUUAUUCAGAUUCAUUAGUUUUUCCCCAUUAAAUAAUUGUGUGAAUUGUAUUUAAGUGUUCUAAAUACAACAGGGUGGUUAGUAUAAGGUGUGUGCGCUUGUGGUGUGUGCGCUUGUGGUGUGUGUGCGAGACUGAAUUUGCUCUUCCUUCCUGAGAAACUAUGCGUGGAAUGUUUGUAAAGCUUAUGUCAAUUUUUACGGGCUGCGAGAAUGAAAGGCUGCUGACAAUUAAUUGUCUGACGGGUUAAGAUAAUUUCAUUACAGAGCAUGUAGUUCACACACAUGCUGAUCCCAGAGAAACACACAGCGCUGAGUGACACACACGUUAUUUGCGCACAUAAAUAAAUCAGUAAAUCAAUUGAAGCGGUUGCAGGAGCUCGUCCUGUUGGUGCUUUUCACACUCUGUUUGCAGGUUUAGUAGCUUAUGAAAAUGUUUUAGUUUUUAAAUAAUAAUAUAAAUUGGUAAAUAUUAAACAUAUCUUGUGCUUUAAUAUAUAAUCAGUUCAAUUCAUCUUUUUUUCUAUGGCGCUUUAACAAUGUAGAUUGUGUCAAAGCAGCUUGACAUACAGUAGAAGUUCUAAUAAAUGUAAACUGUGUCGGUCCAGAUUUCAGAGUUGAAGUUUAGUCUUGUUUAGUUCAGUGUGGUUUAAUUUUCACUCCAAACACUGAAGAGCAAAAGCAUCGAUAUAUUUUUUGUACUUUUAUUGCUGUGUUUGCAUGUAUAAUAGCUUAUGAAGUUUUAGUUUGUGAAGUCCUGAAUCUAUAUUGGUAAAUAUUAAAACAUUUAUUCAUUCAUU
Danio rerio (zebrafish) is the source of this 4474-nucleotide messenger RNA. NCBI's taxonomy places the organism in Eukaryota, Metazoa, Chordata, Actinopteri, Cypriniformes, Danionidae. The record is from RefSeq and is a predicted model, not a curated record.